CGGACCCAGGUGGAGAAGCCAGUCUGAUGCCUGCCACGGAAGCCAUCACCCGGGUCAGACAUGAAGCAUGUGUGUCAGAUUCUUGCCCUCUGGAUCUUCUCGGUGCUCCUCUUGUGUCUGAUGAUCCGCUGCCUGGAUCGGAAACCUGAAUCGGCACCCCAGGAAAAACUGACAUACUUGGUACCAUGGUGUGGCAACUGCCUUUGGUUCAAGUGCAAGAAGUGUGGCAGCCCAGCUGGGACCCUCAACUACUCCCUGUACCACCACACAGUCAGAGAAGCAAACUGCUUUGACGCAUGCUAUGAGAAGACGAUGGGGUCCCUGAUGAGGACAACAGAAUCCGUGACCCCCAGUGCUGUGCUCUGGUGGUUGGGCAUGAGCUCAGCAAGCGAGCUGGGCAAAGUGUGGGAGAAGCUGUUCAAGGUGAUUCCCAGACUCUCAGUGAGGCAUAAUGAUCUGUAUUGUGGGUCUUGUGUGCUGGUGGGGAACUCAAAGGUCCUGCAAAGGGCUUCUGGCCUCAGCAACAACGUCACCCAACACACCACAGUCUUCAGGGUGAAACCGGCCCCUGUUCAGCGCUUCAAGGCAGUAGGGAAUGAAACCAUAGGCUUCAGCUGCCGUGGGAAUGCUGGGGCCCAGGGUUCCUGGAGACAGCUGCUGCUGCUUCUCCUGAAGCUUUCGGGUCUGGCAUGGACUUCAGAUGCUCUGAGUCAGGAGAUUUUGGAAGAUGACUUAGUUCCCUAGUGAAAUGGAAGAUAGCAAAGACAAGGAUGCCCCUUUUGGAUUUGGAUCAGAGAAGCAAGGAAAGUGAGAGGAUGUUAAUCAGAACAAUGGCCCUAAGGAGGUUACCACCUAGCACAGAAGCAGAAGUGGGAGUCAGCCAGUGUGUGGUGGGCAAGCUCACCGUCCACAUGUGAUGCCCUGCCGGUCCACACAAGUCCUAGUCCUUUGGUCCUGAAAGCAGGAGAAUUUUGAGAUUUUAGCAGCAACAGUAGAACUAUGAGGACUUUCAGAGCUGAAGGGCAAGAGGAAAUUGUGCGGACAUCAGUCGGGUACUGAAUAAAAUCCUGGUCAGAUUCUCUUACCUGUGAGGACAGUGUCAGGGGAGGAAGGGCCUGACUUGACCUCCGGAUCUCGGGCAAUAUUUCUGUGGCUUUGUCUGCCAGAGUUCCUGGAUCAUGCAGAUGGUGUAAAUUUAGACCCAACUCCAUGGUUGGGUUUAAAGCCCUGACUCAGUUCUUGGGGAGGCUCUUUCCCCACAGGAUAAAAGAAAUGAGCCUCCUUAUUUCAUCCUAUGCUGGAGGGUGAAUUUUUUUCUGGCUCAGCUCUUCGCUGGAGGUUGAGUGUUUUGUAGGGGCCUCCGUUCCAAUUCUCUGCUGCCCCUGGACUCAGGCUCCUCUGCCCACAUGGGCACUGAACUCCUGAAUUCCCAGGCAGCCACUAAGGCAGCUCAAGGGCUCCCCUCCCUCCCUCCC
Molecule: messenger RNA, 1475 nt
Organism: Phyllostomus discolor (pale spear-nosed bat)
Lineage: Eukaryota; Metazoa; Chordata; Mammalia; Chiroptera; Phyllostomidae
Gene: C9H20orf173
Product: chromosome 9 C20orf173 homolog
Exons: 5
Coding region: 61-744 (227 amino acids)
Molecular function (GO): beta-galactoside (CMP) alpha-2,3-sialyltransferase activity
Source: RefSeq, a predicted model, not a curated record